This is a messenger RNA of Erythranthe guttata (spotted monkey flower), 757 nucleotides long. Its product is annotated as S-protein homolog 5. Lineage: Eukaryota; Viridiplantae; Streptophyta; Magnoliopsida; Lamiales; Phrymaceae. The record is from RefSeq and is a predicted model, not a curated record.
UUAUGAACUUUUAAAAGUCAAAGGUAAUAAUUUCAUAAAUCUGUAAUAAGAUAAUAGGAAAAUUCUUGACUGCAGUUCAAUAUAAAUAAACAGAGCACCACUGCUUCACAAUCAUAAUAUAUACACAUAUAUCAAAUAAUUGCCAAUGAAAGCCCUCAAACAAAACAUGUUUGUUAUAUCUGCACCACAAAUAUUGCUUCUCAUGAUGCUCGUCGCAUCAUCAGAAGCAGUAUUCGAGAAAAUACACGUCACGGUAGGUAACGACAUUCCAGGCGAAACUAUCAACAUCCACUGCUAUUCGACGGAAGACAAUCUCGGAUCGCACGACCUCGCCUACGGCGCAAAUUUCUCUUGGGACUUCCGCGUCAACGUUUGGGGUAGUACCAAGUUUUGGUGCGACAUUACUACAAAACAUGGGUCCGGGAAUUACGGCGUCUACACUAAGCAUGUGGCGGUUUAUUGCAACGGGGUGUUUCAAUGGUUAGUGAAGGAAAAGGGACCGUGCCUAAUUAUGACCGAACUCGGUAAUAAUCUAUAUUGCCAAGACUGGAAGAACCCGCCGAGUCUUCUCUAAUCAUUUCGUGCCGUAAAUUAAACCGAGUAAUAAUGAUAUGAUAUGAAGAGAUAUGUAUUUACAUUAUAUAAUUUAUAUUUAUAUAAACAAAUUUAUCAAUUCAAUUCAAGCUUUGAGAGAUGUAGUAAGUGUAUUGAUUAAUUAAAUCAUAUUGUAAGAUGGUUAAUAUUAUUAAUUAAUGUU